CAACAACAAGCAACAGAAGAAGAAGAAAUGGUUCCUACCACUAGUCUUCUCUCUACUCAUAUCCACCAUACUCAUACUCCUCACCAUCUUCAUCUCUUCAGAUUCAACCUCCUUACUCUACCUCUACCGUUCACGCCUCAACACUCACCAUCAACUUCCCAAUUUCGUUGAGUCCAAGCUCAACCUCUCUCCCACAUCUUCCAUUAACACUGUUCCAAGGAUCGCCUACUUGAUCUCCGGUUCAAUGGGAGACGGUGAAACUUUGAAGAGGACUCUCAAGGCGCUUUACCAUCCAAGGAACCAGUACGCUGUUCACCUCGAUCUUGAAGCUCCUGCGCACGAAAGACUGGACCUUGCUAAGUUCGUCAGGGAAGAGCCUUUGUUUGCUGCUGUUGGGAACGUCAGGAUGGUGGUCAAGGCUAAUUUGGUAACUUACAGGGGACCUACCAUGGUUACAAACACGCUUCACGCUGCUGCCAUUUUGCUCAGAGAUGGUGGUGACUGGGACUGGUUCAUCAACCUUAGCGCUUCGGAUUAUCCGUUGGUCACACAAGAUGAUCUGCUACAUACACUAUCAUCUAUUCCGAGACAUCUAAACUUCAUUGAGCACACCAGUGAUAUUGGUUGGAAAGAGGAUCAGAGAGCGAAGCCGGUUAUAAUUGAUCCAGCUCUUUAUAGCGUCAAUAAAUCUGAUGUGUUUUGGGUGACAGAGAGAAGAAGUGUGCCCACACAAUAUAAGCUGUUUACAGGCUCUGCUUGGAUGAUGCUAUCGCGCCAAUUUGUUGAGUACUGUUUAUGGGGAUGGGAUAACUUGCCUAGAAUAGUCUUGAUGUAUUAUGCCAACUUUCUAUCCUCCCCUGAAGGCUAUUUCCACACUGUCAUCUGCAAUGCUGACGAAUUUCGCAACACCACGGUCAACCAUGACCUUCACUUCAUAUCAUGGGACAACCCUCCAAAACAGCAUCCGCACUACCUUACAGAUAAUAACUACCAGAAGAUGGUGGAAAGCAAUGCUCCUUUUGCUCGGAAAUUUGGCCGGAAGGAACCAGUCCUGGAUAAGAUCGAUACUGAACUCUUGGGACGAAAUGAGGAAGGUUAUGUUCCUGGCAAGUGGUUCAAACAAGUAAAUCCUAACACCAGCAAAUCAUAUUCUGACAUAAGAAAUAUCACUGAACUGAGGCCUGGCCCCGGCGCGGAAAGGCUUAAACGCCUUAUCAAUGGUUUGUUAUCAUCAGUGGUCUCACGAAAUUGCUUAAUACUCGAGAAAAAUCAAAGCAGCAAAGGCAAGAAAAGCAGAACAUAAAAGGAUUGGUUCUUGUUUCCCUUGGAACUCAUAUUUCACACUAAUUUUAACACGAUGGACCACAAGCUAAGAUUUGUAGUGAAUAUGUAUCAAUUGGGUUCACAUGAUUUUUUGAAUUUUUACUGGAUGUCAAAUGACAAAGUCAUCCAAUGAGAUUGGUGUACACUGUAGAAUGUCUUUAUUAUAAUAUAUAUAUAUACAUAGCAAACCGAGAGAAGAGGCUCAGAAAUAUAAUAAUACACGGGUUGUAAUGCAUGAUAUUGGAAUAUACCGCUGUUAAGUUAUAUAUCCCUUUUUCUAGUUUCAAGUUAA
Arachis ipaensis is the source of this 1615-nucleotide messenger RNA. RefSeq names its product beta-glucuronosyltransferase GlcAT14B. The record is from RefSeq and is a predicted model, not a curated record. Gene Ontology annotation, molecular function: glucuronosyltransferase activity. Gene Ontology annotation, cellular component: membrane. Lineage: Eukaryota; Viridiplantae; Streptophyta; Magnoliopsida; Fabales; Fabaceae.